AUCAAUCCAUCAAUCCAAGGACAUUGGAGGAAGAUAUUAUUACUCUACUUCACUUGAUUUUGGAUUCGCGAGAUCUUGGUAGAGGGGAAUAUCUGCUGCGCGAUGAUUGCUUCUACUCCACCAUGUUCCCCAACCUUCGGGACGAUCAGUUUCGAGCUCGGUUCAGGACAAUCCGACAGGGGCUGGCAGCAGCUAUAGCACUGAUAGAGGAUCAUCCUGUAUUCCUCAACAACUCAAACCACCAGCAAAUGCAUCCUGGAUGGCAACUUGCUAUCGCCCUCCAUCGUUUUGGAAUUAUGGAAGCAGAACCAGAGUGAACGAACUGGCAAAGGACUUCGGCAUAGGGCAGGGAAUUGGUUCAUUGUACACAAGCCGAGUGAUCACAGCAUUGGUAUCACUUACACCACAGUGGAUAAGAUGGCCGGACGAAGAGCGCAAGGAGGAACUAGGCUAUGUAAUGCGCAAGGAGGUUUCCUGAUUGUAUUGGAUCCAUUGAUGGGACUACCAUUCCUCUUUCUGAGAAGCCAACCCUUCACGGCGACCAUUUCCUUGACCGGAAGAAAAGGUGCUGUAUUGAUGCUAUGCAGGCU
Gamsiella multidivaricata is the source of this 590-nucleotide messenger RNA. RefSeq lists its product as uncharacterized. NCBI's taxonomy places the organism in Eukaryota, Fungi, Mortierellomycota, Mortierellomycetes, Mortierellales, Mortierellaceae. The coding region runs from base 260 to 478 and encodes 72 amino acids. The record is from RefSeq and is a predicted model, not a curated record. The transcript has 2 exons.